This is a messenger RNA of Myzus persicae (green peach aphid), 2207 nucleotides long. It is a transcript of the gene spz3, whose product is annotated as protein spaetzle 3. The transcript is spliced from 6 exons. Gene Ontology annotation, molecular function: Toll binding; growth factor activity. Gene Ontology annotation, cellular component: extracellular region. Lineage: Eukaryota; Metazoa; Arthropoda; Insecta; Hemiptera; Aphididae. The coding region runs from base 312 to 1469 and encodes 385 amino acids. The record is from RefSeq and is a predicted model, not a curated record. Gene Ontology annotation, biological process: innate immune response; regulation of Toll signaling pathway; central nervous system formation.
GCGCAUUUCAUUCAUUCAUUCGCUCGGCGUGUCCAGACGUGCGCGGUGCUCUGUCCACAGACGGGCCACUCUCGUCCGAAUAAAACAUAGUACGUGUUGAUAUUUUAUUGUCAUCGUUGUAUUAUCGUGUUUUUUUAAUAUUGACGAUCCCAAAACAGUGGUCAUCUGUUAUUAUUGAUUUUUUUACGUUCGCCGUCCAUCAUGCGAAACCCGGCACCACCGAUAGUAUUAUAAUAUUAUUUUGUUCGUAUACCGCGGUUACCGCACGUCCGCGAUAUUAAACGGCGGCACCGCGUGAGACGACCGGAAACAUGAUCAGCUCGUUUCAGAACUUCAGCGGCGCCGCCACCGCCGCUGCAUACAACCCGAUGGCGUACAGCCACCACGCUGGCCACGGACAACAGCUUCACUCCAUGUACGGAGCCGUGGCCGCGGCCGCUCACCAGGCCGCCUACAACGCUGGCCAGCAGCCGGUGGCAUACCACCCUGCGGAUUACGGUUCACCGGUGCCGCCGCCACAGCAGCCCAGGUACUACGAGUCGCCCAACAGGCAACCGAUGACCACUCCAGAACCGCCGAACCGCAAGAAACCAGUUCCGCAACAGCCGCCCGUCCAGUUCACCAGAGUCCAAGGCGGAGUGCCCGGCGGUAAGACUUCGCUGCACGCGGUACUAGACUACGACGAAGAGGAAGAGGAAUCACUAGAUUACUACGAAGAACCGUACAGUCACAGCGGAGUGACGCCUAUUCAGGGUCCUAUAUUUUUAAGAAACGGUUCUGUGCCGGUCGUGCCAUUGUACGGCUACCAAAAAGUGAGCAACGGAUCUUUGCUGCAGAUACCGGUAUUUUGGACUGCUCUUUCAUUUGCCUUAGGAUAUGAAAUUGGAGGAGAUGUGAUUCGUGGAACCCCGUGUAUUAAAAGAAAUCACCAAUUGUUUUGUCCGACAGCAGGAAAAAGUUACCCAGUAGACCGAAUCGACAGAUUUAUCGAUGAAAACAAAGCGCUUAUGAAACGAAUGUAUGGUGAUUUCGAAAUGAUGGAGAACGGGCCGUUCCCCAAGGCAAAAAGAUCGACAGCUCGGAAAAGAAGACAGGACUCCAGUUUCUCGGACAAUCAAUCGAAACCGAAUAAGCUGCCGACCAGAGGCCAGCCUGCAGAUUCUGGAAGAGUUGACUCUUGCGAAUCUAAAGUAGAAGUGGUUACUCCGUAUUGGGCUUCGAACAGCGUGGGUAAGACUAGAGCGAUCGUUAACACCGAACACUUCGAACAAGCUAUUCAUCAAGAAGUCUGCACCAAGACGCUGACGGGGCGCUGUUCGGGAGACUGUGGGUGCGAACAAAAGUAUAAAUGGCACAGGCUUUUGGCGUACGAUCCCGACAACGACUGCAAAGGAAUAUUCAUGGAUUGGUUUUUGUUCCCGUCUUGUUGUGUGUGUCGAUGCGAUUCGGCAACCCCAAAUAGUGUUUAGCUGUUAAUCUUCCAUUGUCCGUGCAUGUCAACUUUGAACUUAUUAUUAUAUAUUAUAUACAUAUUACAUAUAGAUAUAUAUUUAUUAUCCUUUAGUAUAGCUGUUUAGGAAUAAUACCUACGCUUAUAUUAUAAUAUUUCGUAUACAUAUAGAUAUUUAUAUAUUCAGUGCCUAUUUAAUAUAAUAUGCUUAUCCACGUACGUAUGUGUAGCCUUUGUAGUAUUGUCACACACGCGAGUACAAGAUAGGUAUUUGUGUUUGGUCUUGGAAAUAAUCCUCUUAUGAAUAAUAAAUUAUAAACGUUUAAAUGUAUAAUAUUUUAUUAGUACCUAUAUUAUAAUAUAUUAAGAUAUGUUGGUUACUCGUGAAACACCAAUUUCACUGAAGAAACCAAGCAUUUUUAUUUCUUAUUAACGGUUGUAUAAACAUAAAUUAUUAUAAAUGAUUAAUUUAUAUAUGCUAGCCAUAGCCCAUAGGUACCUACUUUUAUAUUUCUUAAUAGUUUAUAUCUCUACGAAAUACAUAGUAUAAACACGAGUUUUAAAUCGUACAAUUUCACUCGGGAAUAUUUUCAUUGAAAAGAAUAUCGAACGAAACUUAAAUUGAAUGUUUUUGAGAAUUAACCACACAUACUUCAAGAUUCUUACGUCUGUAUAAAAAUAACUUAAUAUUAUAAUUGUUUGAUUUUGUAUAUAUAUAAUAUAUAUGACCAACACUUUUAUCUUAUUUGUUAUUAAU